AUGGAGGGCCGGGGUUUGGAUACCUCAGUGGAUGCAUGGAACUUCUUCUCUACUUCCCUGGUGUCCUUAUGGCUGCAGAGGUUUUAUAUCUAUGCUGCUGUUGCUUUGGGGCUCAGCAUUUGGCUCAUCAUUCACUUCACCACCACCACAGGAAAAAAGGAGGGCAAGAACUCCAAGGGGAGUCCCACUGCUUUGGAAGGAGCAGAAGACAAACUGGUGAAUGGCUCUGCCACCCUGAAGGCAAAGGAGGUCUAUGUUGCUGGGGUGAAGAUUUUCUAUGGGUCUCAGACUGGCACAGCAAAGAGGUUUGCCAAAGGCCUGGCUGAAGCUGUUACUCCCCUUCAUUUGCCUGUGGAAGUCAUUAGCAUGGGAGACUAUGAUCCAGAAGAUUGCUUAUCAGAGGAGACAAGCAGCAGGAACAUUUGUGUGUUCCUGGUGGCUACAUACACAGAUGGGCAACCCCCUGAGAGCGCAGCCUGGUUCUGCAAGUGGUUGGAGGAGGCUGCCAGUGACUUCCGCUACGGCAAGACCUACCUGAAGGGCCUGAGCUAUGCUGUCUUUGGCUUGGGGAACUCAGUUUAUGUUGAUCACUACAACACAGUUGGCAGGAAGGUUGACAGGUGGCUGUGGAUGCUGGGUGCCAGCCGUGUCCUGACUCGAGCCGAGGGGGACUGCAACGUGGCCCAGAGCAAGCAUGGCAGCGUGGAGGCUGACUUUGAAGCCUGGAAAACCAAGUUCCUCAGUAGGCUCCAGGCCCUCUGCAGGGGGGAGAAGCAGCCCUGCAGUGGGAAGUGCAAGAAAGGGAAGUGCAAACCUCGGGGGAAGCAGAGCAAGGAGAGCUCAGAUCAGGAGCGUGGAGCAUCAGAGUCUGAGACUGCUGAGGCAGAGGAGGUGUUUGAAAGCAGCAGUGAGGAGGAGGCUGGUGCUGAGGCAGCUGGAGGCACAGACUCGGUCGUUGAUGUUGAAGACCUUGGCAAGAUCGUGAGCCACGUCAGGAGGACAAAGAGAGACCCUGAGCUCCAGGAAGGAGAUGGUGGCAUGAGCUUGACCCAAGGGAGCAUUGAGAAGAAGGAGAAGGGUGAGAAGAGAGAGAUGAUAACCCCAGCUCUGAGAGAAGCACUCACAAAGCAAGGUUACAGACUGAUUGGAAGCCACUCUGGGGUGAAGCUCUGCCGAUGGACCAAGUCGAUGCUCCGAGGCCGCGGCGGCUGCUACAAACACAGCUUCUACGGGAUCCAGAGCCACCGCUGCAUGGAGGCCACCCCCAGCCUGGCCUGUGCCAACAAGUGUGUCUUCUGCUGGAGGCAUCACACAAACCCAGUGGGCACAGAGUGGCAGUGGAAGAUGGACCAACCUGAAAUGAUCUUGCAGGAGGCUAUUGAGAACCAUCAGAAUAUGAUCAAGCAGUUCAAAGGUGUGUCAGGAGUGAAGGCAGCUCGCUUGGAGGAGGCAAUGACAGUGAAGCACUGUGCCCUGUCCCUGGUGGGAGAACCCAUCAUGUACCCACAGAUCAACCAGUUUGUGAAGCUCCUGCACCAGCAUGGCAUCUCCAGCUUCCUGGUCACAAAUGCACAGUUCCCAGAGGAGAUUAGGAACCUGGGGCCAGUGACACAGCUGUAUGUCAGCGUGGAUGCCAGCACCAAAGAGAGCCUGAAGAGAAUCGACCGACCCCUCUUCAAGGACUUCUGGCAGAGGUUUCUAGACAGUCUGAAGGCCUUGGCUGAAAAGCAACAGCGCACGGUGUAUAGGCUGACCCUGGUGAAAGCUUGGAAUGUGGAUGAGCUCAGAGCCUAUGCUGACCUGAUAGCCCUUGGCAAACCAGACUUCAUCGAGGUCAAGGGUGUGACCUACUGUGGUGAAAGCUCAGCCAGCAGCCUGACCAUGGCCAACGUGCCCUGGCACGAGGAGGUGGUGCGCUUCGUCCAGGAGUUGGCUGACCUCCUCCCCGGCUACGAGCUGGCCUGUGAGCACCAGCACUCAAACUGCCUCCUCAUAGCUCAUCAAAAGUUCAAGAUCGACGGCGAGUGGUGCACCUGGAUCGACUACGACCGCUUCCAGGAGCUGGUGCGAGAGCACGAGAGCAGUGGUGGCUCCCAGAGCUUCACAGCAGCUGACUACGCAGCCAGAACUCCUCACUGGGCACUGUUUGGGUCCAGAGAAAGGGGAUUUGAUCCCUUGGAAGUGAGAUACCAGCGGAGGAACAAAGGCAGAGACGUCUCUGGGUGCUGAGGUCAGGUCGGACUCGCUGCACCCUGGGCUGGCUGCUGACUUUUGCUCUCUGUUUCUCGGCUAACAGCAAUUUUGAAACCCAUUCCCCUAGUUUUUUCCCUGCUGUUUGAUAUUGAGAAGGAAGGUGGAGCCUUUAUUUAACCCUUCCCUCCUGUUUUUUGUCCUCCAAGAACCUCUAAACCCUGCCCCUGCUCUCCACCUCGUGAUCGACGCCCAGGGCCAUGUGCCAGCGACUGG
This is a messenger RNA of Dryobates pubescens (Downy woodpecker), 2466 nucleotides long. RefSeq names its product S-adenosyl-L-methionine-dependent tRNA 4-demethylwyosine synthase TYW1. Gene Ontology annotation, molecular function: 4 iron, 4 sulfur cluster binding; catalytic activity; FMN binding. The coding region runs from base 1 to 2229 and encodes 742 amino acids. The record is from RefSeq and is a predicted model, not a curated record. The transcript has 16 exons. Gene Ontology annotation, biological process: wybutosine biosynthetic process. Lineage: Eukaryota; Metazoa; Chordata; Aves; Piciformes; Picidae.